GGGUUCAAUGGGUUUUGCUGAUUUCCAGUACUGCCAAGUUGUAUUUCCUCAUUUCUGUUGCCAUUUGACUGGUUUUCCCGAUCUCCCACAUUGUCCGGACGUUCCAUGUACCUAUAAAGAUUGUUGCUCUGGUUGUUAGAAGGGGCAUCGGCCUCGUGGCUUCCGAAAGAACUCGGCUUUCACCAUGAAGCGUCAUAAUUCUUCUAAAUGAAGACCUUCUAACUCCCAGGGAAGAGUUAAAACGUUUGGACUUAUUUUUUCUGGUAAGCGUUUUUUUUAGCGAGUUAGUUUUCUACGGGAUGGGGACGCUAACCCUAUGCCCAACCCUCCUCCUUUACCCGGGCUUGGGACCAGCAGUAACUCUAGAAGAGCUACAGGCGGAGUUAAAAAAUGGAGCUUAUAAUAAAAUGAAUAUAAAUAUACACAAUCUAAUUAUACCAUAAGGAUAUAUAGAUAAUAUUAGUCCAUUAUAAGUCUCAGAAGUUUCUUUACUCUUGUUCAACUGUUGUUGAUCGGUGUGUUGUUCUUCCAUUCUUGAAUCUUGCUCAGGGAAUCAACAGAGAUGCACUCUUUAUGCUGAUGCUUCUACCUCCUCAAUCUAUUUGCCAUCUCCAUCUAGUACCCUAUUCCCGAUUCCGCUAUUGCUUAGUGGGUGCAAUACACGAGCAAUGCUUCGGAGACACCUAUGGUUGAAUACUGGUAACCCACUAAUAUUCUAUAUUGCUAAUGGCGGUUUUUCACACCCAUAAACUGUUCCAUAGUAAAAUUGUUCUUUGGUUGGUAGACGGAUAUCUCACGUACUCCACAAGUGGCUCAUGUUGGCAAAAGCAAACUGAGCUUUCUGAAUGUGUGCCAAGGUUUCUUCAUAAACCAGCCCGGAAGGACUGAUGAAAUUUUUAAGAUAAGUUAGUCAGUUGAUACGCCCAGCUACUUCACACCCUAUCAUAAAUUUAGGCGAUAACACAAACGAGUUUUAAAGCAGCAUUUUGCAUUUAGAGAGAGAGCCGAAUCUCAAACAAACUCCCAUUUUUACUUAAGUUGGUCGGAAGAUUGGAUUUUGUCAGCGUCUUCAGCAAACAGAACUAUAUCGUCAGCGAGCGAAUCGUCUGGUUAAAGAUAAACCCCUGAAAAGUCAAGUGAUUAAAGUGUUAUCUCUAAAAUGGGAAAAGUAAACAGCCCUGACAAACGCCAUUUAAAGUCACCAGUUCGGACGACAGUUCGCCAUAACCUCUUGUGUACAGACUUCUGAGGAGUCUCAUACUGGAAAGAAACAGCUAUCCAUUUCUCCGUUGUUUCGAUUGUCAUCUGACUAUUUAAAUUACAAAGUGAUCAUUUCCCUCAAAACAUUAUAUUCUACUCAUUUUGAUUUUCUCAUCGUGCUAAUAUAAAUUUGUUGGAACGCGCGGAUUUUCCUCGUCCACACGAAUGGGACAUUAAUUUGUCUUAGACGAAUAUCUACAUUAGAUUCCCCCCAAAUGUUUAUUCUACAGGACUUCAACACAACUCAGAUCAAGAGUACGUUAUUAGUCUGACUAGAAUGUAAAUAUAUUUCCACACUAAAAACCUACAACAAUCCAGUAAUAAUAAAGAUAAGAGAAUAUAUAGCGCAUCUAACGCCUAUCAGAAAUCCUACAAGUCUGACUAAGCAAACAACCAAUCAUUAUCGCCCUUCCCCAGACAUCAAAAUUAAUCGUCCUGAUUUAUCAAAUUGUCAGAUAAGGUUCUGGGGAUAACCACAAGUGAAUACUAUGGGUUCCCAAAAACACAAAAUUUAUACACGAAUCUCGAUCCGUAUGUUUUAUAUAAAAAGGCUUACUUUUUGAUUCAGGUGAUAAAAUCUAUUUGUAUUUAUCAUUGUUAUUUCUGAAGACUAGGAAUGGUAUUUCAUAGUAUCAAGUUGUUAGCAUAUAUAGAACUAUAAUAACUCAUUGUGUCAUUGAAUAAAAAUAAAGAGGAUUCAGCAAAGAAAACCCAACUAUAAAUACGAAUGUACGGCUUAAACAAAUGAUUUCGCCGGAAAGAGAAUUUUCUUCGUUUACUUCUCUUUUUUUGUGCUUGCUAUAAUUUUUAUUACUUCUUUAUAGUUGGGAAUAUCUCCUCUCCAUUUCGCUGCUAUGAAUGGACAUCUUAGUUCAUGUGAAGCGCUCCUACGUGCUGGUAUUAGCAGGGACGCUCGGACUAAAGUUGAUCGUACUCCUCUCCAUUUAGCUGCUCAAGAGGGUCACGCAGAUAUUGUGGAGCUUCUGUUACGUAAUGGAGCGGAUCUUAGUGCUAAGGAUAUGUUACGUAUGACAGCACUACACUGGGCAGCCGAAAGAGGUCAUACACCUGUUGUUCAAAUGUUGAUGCGUUUUGGAGCUGAUGCACAUCUUCAGAACAAAUUCGAAAUGACUCCUUUAGAUAUAGCUGAAUGUAAGCAACACGAUGAUGCUCGGGAUGCUAUGUUAAAUACUCAGUAUGAUUUAGUAUCGUCAGUCGGUCGUAUGGCUGCCACGAAUGGGGAUAUAGUAGGUGCUAACGCAUACAUCUUAACGGAAGAAGAGACGUUAGUUCCAGCUGCUCCUCCAGCUGAUGAGGUGACUGUCACCGCGACAACGGUUGAGGAGUCUUCCAACAUACCAGACUCUGAUAUCUCCGAAACAUUCUCAAAUGGUGGUGAUGCUUCUAAUGAAGAUGAAAAAAUUACAACUCUUACGAAAGUAAAAAGUGGUCACAGUGGUUCUAAUAAACGAAUAUGGAAAACUGAAUUAAGUGAAAAUACAAAUGUCAAUCUUCAUGGUGAAAAUUCGGAAGCCCAAACCACUCCUUAUUCAUUAUCACAGUCAACACAGGCAGAUAAUACAGAUUCUAUUCCGAAUAUUAAAAAUAAACCAAAUUUAUCUGGUGAUAUUUUAUUGCCUUUGGAUGAAGAUUGUCCAAGAGAUGUUAUGAUAGUUGAAACUCCGGAUGGUGAAACGCUUUAUGUUCAUCACCAGUCUAAUGAAGACGGUUCUAGUGGUCUAGUCAUUUUGAAUGACACAGGUGAACAGGUGAAUAAUCCAACUUUGAUGGCACAAGUAAUGGACGCCUUAGUCGCUUUGCCAGAAAAUGUAAUCAAUGAAACAUUAAAUGCAGAUAACUCUAACGUAAAUAUUGACUCGGAGUUAGAUGCUUCAUCACUUCAACGCUUGGAAAAGAGUUCAAAUAACAGAAACCUGAGGUCAGAAUUCAACAAGACAAUCGUUAAUAAUGAUAGGUUUUUUCAAACUAGCACUAAUGGAUAUCAAACAGGAGGUCGACGACUAAGCCCUACGCAUACUAUAGAUAAUGAAGAUGAUGACGAAGAUCUUGACAACGAUGAAUCAGAAUCAUUAGUAGCUCACUUAGCUGCAUUUGCCAACCAGCCUGAAUCCCAACAGACAACUAUCUGUGUAGAAGGAAUGGGAUCUGGUGCUUCAACCCAUGACUUAAUAAUGUGGUGCUUGUACAAUGGAAUAUUUAUUCGUGGCUAUGCAGAUGAACCAACCUUUAUCAUCGAAUUCGUUUACCAGGGUGAGGCAUACACCCUUUCGGCGUCAUAUGAUUCACAAUCUGGUACUAUCAAUUUCUAUCAUGUGGAGACUAACCAGAAGUUAUAAGAACACCAGAACACAAAUUUAUUUCAAUUUUAUUCUGUACAUAUGUUUAUUGCAUUUUUAUCGAAAACACAAAAACCUUCUUUACUU
This is a messenger RNA of Schistosoma margrebowiei, 3704 nucleotides long. Lineage: Eukaryota; Metazoa; Platyhelminthes; Trematoda; Strigeidida; Schistosomatidae. The record is from the annotation of a GenBank genome assembly.